Molecule: messenger RNA, 2349 nt
Organism: Electrophorus electricus (electric eel)
Lineage: Eukaryota; Metazoa; Chordata; Actinopteri; Gymnotiformes; Gymnotidae
Molecular function (GO): RNA polymerase II cis-regulatory region sequence-specific DNA binding; DNA-binding transcription factor activity, RNA polymerase II-specific
Source: RefSeq, a predicted model, not a curated record
UAACCUACGGGUUCAAUGCUGCCUCCUUGUGGUGUCUCUGUAGUACUAACCGCGGGCGGUAGGAUACUGGUCUACGCCAGAGAUUUUGCUGACAACCGGAAGUUGGUCAGUAAAGCUUUCCCUUUACCUCCUUCUGGUCACACAGGGGUACAUUGAUUUCGCUGCCGUUUUCACAGUCGUGUGUUUUUUUUUGUUUUUAUAAAUAUAAAAUGUCGAAGCUAGAUAUGUUAAAUUCAUAUUUGUCGGAACGCUUGGCUGUAGCCGUCCGGGAAAUUUUAGAAGCUGUGGAAGCCACGGUAACGCAAUACCAACAAGAGACCGCCCAGACACGGAUUGAAAACGAAACCCUCAAACAGCAGCUACGGGAUGUUUUACGUGUAGCUGAGACUGCCGUGCGAGAGCCAGUCCACAAUGUCUCUAAGUCUGACUCAGAAGAAAUGUCUCCCUGUGGCGAACAGGAGUGGAGCUGUAUCCUGCAGGCAGAACCUCAAGCACCAGAGCAGGGCCCGGGACAGAACGAAGGCUUACUAAGUGAGGGGAGGCCUGAUGUACUAGACAUGGCAUCGGUUUGCAAGGAAGAGUCAGAUUCGGAGGUGGUAACUGCAAAAGUGGGCUCCCGCACAGAGUCCCACCCUUCUGUAGACACUCAAGACCACAUCUCACAGCGAGGCAUGGUCAUGUCCUUACCGGUUGUGAGACUGCAUAGGGUCAAGGUUGAACCAGAGGAGACUGAAAUCACAGUUUCGUUGCUGGAUCCUGACCUUCCCACAGAUGCCGUCCUGUCCUACAGCCCCAGAAGCACCCAGAGUACGCUCAAUCCCAGUGGAGGACCCCCACUUACGGACACGACAGACAGAGGUGCGGCCCGCGCCACGGCUCCCCCUCCCCCACCGCUGCGUCUGGAGAAGGCACCCAAGGAGGUCCGCAAUGAAGUGUCAUACGAGUGCCCGCACUGCAGGAAGUCCUUCCAGGACCUGCGUAAGCUGCACACGCACCAGCAGGCCCACGAGCGGACGUUUGGCUGCAACUGGUGCAGCAAAGCCUUCUGCCAGUCGGCUGACCUGAGGCGGCACAUGCGCACGCACACAGGCGAGCGGCCUUACUGCUGCACGUGGUGCUCCAAGAGCUUCAGCCAACGCAGCAACCUGCGACGGCACGUUCGUAUCCACACGGGCGAGCGGCCGUACAAGUGCCCCCGCUGCGAGUGCAGCUUCAGCGACGGGCACACACUGAAGAAGCACCAGCGCAAGCACGAGGAAGAGCGUCACUGCUGCUCCCUGUGCGAGCAGAGCUUCACGCUGGCCCGCUCCCUGCAGCUGCACCUCAUAAAGCAGCACCUGGUCGAGAAGGCGAACGCGUACGCGUGACGAAGAUGUCAGGCCUCAUCCACCCAUGUUUGUCUCAGAGGGCCUGUUACACUGGAGUUGCGCAUCAGGAAGAGCAACAUUAAAGCAUCUGAUUAUGCCUGGUUUAUGUGUGCUAGAACAAAGGAGUAAUCUGAGAAACACAAGGAUGCUUUGAACAGUAUGGUAACCAAACAAACAUGGACGGCAAGAUAGCCGAACAUGAACUAUGCAUAUUCGUUACUGAGUUAACUCGCUGAAAUACUGAAUUCUAAAAAUGAAGACGAUAUCUUUUUGUUGUUUUUUUAAGAGGUUUUUUCAACUAAAUGGCUUAUAUGCUACAAAAUAAAAGCUCCCAGUUUGACUGUGUGAUGGUGUGAGAAAGACACAGUAGCAGUACACUUCUGGUAAAGCUUCCUUUUUUAUGUAUGUAUUGACAUUUGGAUAUCUGAUCCUCAUGUCAAGUCUAUCAAUGGAUUAAUGUGAUUUAAUUUAACAGAUAAAAGAAAAGUAAUUGUUAUUUAUCUAUUUGCAAAAAUAAAUGAAAGUGUGGUUACAGUUAGAAAAACAACUGUACCUCUGGCUGGUGCUAUUCCCUGUUCUCAGUGUUUGGAAAGUCAGGCAUGCUGCAGUGACUGAAUUGAGUUAUUAGCGCUCCUAGACACAGAAGUCUCAACUAGUUGUUUUUUUUUCUCUCUGUAGCCAUCUGAGAGCUUUAUUGAUCUUGGUUAGCUUUGUCCCUCACAUUCAUGGUUAAACCCACACUAGACGAAGAUUCGUCUCUUCAUGUAAAGCAAACUUCUCUUUGAUGACAAUACACACUUUUCUGUCUUGUGAAAUUUUAUUGUGUGUGGUUUGUUUGUUUGUUUGAAUAAAUCAUACUAAAGUGUACAUUUUCACUUAUGUUGGAUGAUGUCAUUUUAAUCCAUUGAGAGCUCUGAAAGACAUCAGACAUCUGUGCAUCAAUAUACAUCUAAUAAAAUCAAACCAUUCUUCUGACAGAGUA